AGCGCCCAGGCGGACCGGGGAGGGCGGAAAGUUUCUCCCCGACGUACGUCAGCGCCCGGCUGGCCGCGGGGAGGCGCGGGACGGGCGCGCGGGCGGCCGGGGACACGCGUGGGACCCGCCCGGCGCCGCGGGCAUGGACGGCGCCGCCUUCACGCUGGAGAAGCCGGGGCCCGGGGACUGCGGCCCGGCGCGCACCAACUUCUCGGUGAGCCACCUCCUGGACCUGGAGGACGCGGCGGCCGGGCGGCUGGCGGCGCGGCCCGGGGCGGGCGCCGGGGCCGAGGCGAGGGAGCCGUCCGGGGGCAGCAGCGGCAGCGAGGCGGCGCCGCAGGACGGUGAGUGUCCCAGCCCGGGCCGGGGCGGCACCAAGCGGAAGAAGAAGCAGCGGCGAAACCGCACCACGUUCAACAGCAGCCAGCUGCAGGCGCUGGAGCGCGUGUUUGAGCGCACGCACUACCCUGACGCCUUUGUGCGCGAGGAGCUGGCGCGGCGCGUGAACCUCAGCGAGGCGCGCGUGCAGGUCUGGUUCCAGAACCGCCGUGCCAAGUUCCGCCGCAACGAGCGGGCCCUGCUGGCCACGCGCUCGGCCUCGCUGCUCAAAUCCUACAGCCAGGAGGCCGUGGAGCAGCCCGUGGCGCCCCGGCCGACAGCGCUGGGCCCCGACUACCUGUCCUGGCCGGCGGCGUCACCCUACAGCUCUGUACCACCUUACAGCCCGGGCAGCUCGGGCCCAGCGACCCCGGGGGUCAACAUGGCAAACAGCAUUGCGAGCCUCCGCCUCAAAGCCAAGGAGUUCAGCCUGCACCACAGCCAGGUGCCCACGGUGAACUGACCUCCGCUCUACCCCCUGCUCGGACCGCCUGGUGGGGAGGGGACAGGUGCAUGGGAAGUGGCCUUUGCCUGUCCCCGUCCCCGUCCCCGGGACAGGCUGGCUGACUGUCCCGCCCAAGCUCCAUCCCGGACUCCUGCAUCCUGGAGGCUGAUGGGACACCCAGGGCCACUCAGCCCCCAGGGACCACGGGGUGCUCCCGCCUUGACCCCUUGGGGCUGUGGUUGGCGGGGCGGGAGCCUGCCGAGGACUUCCUCACUGUGUGUGAACCCAAACGCUCUAUAUGAAAUAAAACCAUUUUUUCAAAA
This is a messenger RNA of Cavia porcellus (domestic guinea pig), 1137 nucleotides long. RefSeq names its product paired related homeobox 2 (gene Prrx2). The record is from RefSeq and is a predicted model, not a curated record. Gene Ontology annotation, biological process: regulation of transcription by RNA polymerase II. Bases 134 to 832 code for a protein of 232 amino acids. Lineage: Eukaryota; Metazoa; Chordata; Mammalia; Rodentia; Caviidae. The transcript is spliced from 4 exons. Gene Ontology annotation, cellular component: nucleus. Gene Ontology annotation, molecular function: DNA-binding transcription factor activity, RNA polymerase II-specific; RNA polymerase II cis-regulatory region sequence-specific DNA binding.